This is a messenger RNA of Rana temporaria (common frog), 1388 nucleotides long. Its product is annotated as indolethylamine N-methyltransferase-like. Lineage: Eukaryota; Metazoa; Chordata; Amphibia; Anura; Ranidae. Bases 1 to 1233 code for a protein of 410 amino acids. The transcript has 5 exons. The record is from RefSeq and is a predicted model, not a curated record. Gene Ontology annotation, cellular component: cytosol. Gene Ontology annotation, molecular function: N-methyltransferase activity.
AUGGAGACUCCAUACACAUCAUCUCAAACCUACAUUGAUGAGUUUGACCCUGUGGAUUACUACAGAGCAUAUUAUGACCCUGAAGAAAAAGCUAUAACUGGAGAAUGGUCUGAAUUUGCAUUGAAGAAUUUCCAUGAAACCUUCACUUCAGGUGGUGUUAAAGGAGACCUACUAAUUGACUUUGGAGCUGGACCCGCAAUUUAUCAUCUUCUCUCUGCUUGUGAAGCUUUCAACAAUAUCAUCACUUCCGACUUACUUGAGCAAAACCGAACACAGCUACAGAAGUGGCUGAGGAAUGAUCCCGAUGCAAUAGACUGGACUAAAACUGUCAAGUUGGUUUGUGAACUGGAAGUGCAUUUUAUUUGCCGUUUAGUAACAGUCCAGCUGCACUUGAUAGCCACAAGCUACCUUGACUAUUCUGGAGUGAAGAUCAGCAUGGCGACCCCAUACACAUCACCUCAAACCUACAUUGAUGAGUUUGGCUCUUUAGAUUAUUGCAAAGCAUACUAUGACCCCAAAGAAGAAACAUAUGCCAGAGAAUGGGUUGAUUUUGCUUUGCAGAAUUUUCACGAAGCUUUCACUUCAGGUGGUGUUAAAGGAGACCUACUAAUUGAUUUUGGAGCUGGACCCGCAAUUUAUCAUCUUCUCUCUGCUUGUGAAGUUUUCAACAACAUCAUCAGUUCUGACUUUGUAGAGAAUAACCGAGCAGAGGUAGAGAAGUGGCUGAGGAAUGAUCCUGAUGCGUUUGACUGGACUCCAAUUGUCAAGAUGGUGUGUGAACUGGAAGGUAAUAGUGACAUUGAGAGCUGUAAGAAGAAAGAAGAAAAACUAAGGAAAACGGUGACAAAGGUUCUGAAAUGUGAUGCUCUGAAGAAGAACCCAUAUGACCCGGUGGAGAUGCCACAAGCUGAUUGUAUUAUUAGUUGCCUCUGUUUAGAAGCAGCCUGCAAAGAUGUGGAAUCCUUCACCAAUGCUUUGAGGAAUCUUAAAGCCCUCAUUAAACCAGGGGGUCACGUAGUAAUUCAGAGUGUGCUUAACUGUUCCUACUACAAUGUUGGAAAAAAGAGAUUCUUCUGUCUGGCCAUUACUAAGGAAGAACUUGAGAAGGCAUAUAGGGAUGCUGGCUAUGAAAUUGUGAAACUAAAGGCCAUUCCAUUCACUGAAAAGCGAAGCUUGGACUUGGCUGAUGAGAAUGGCUAUUACUCUAUCCAUGCCCGUAAGCCAUGCUCAUAGGGAAAACUACCUUAUGAAGUAUAGUACACGGCACAUACUGUAUACCCAGGUCCUAAUCAGCAAUUUCUCCUUUACAAAUGAAUGGUAUAAUCAGCAAAGCUAGGGAAACUACAUAGAUCGAGUAAAGGCUUUUAACAAGUGUAAAUGUAUUAAAA